AUGACUGAAAUUCUUAACAUCGGAGGCGAGCCGGUCUUUGACAAUCGCAUCGUCAAGAUCGAGUCUCACACGUACAACCCUUUUCUCUACGUCGAAGGAACAUUGACGGUGACCAGAGCAGCCGGCCAAGCCGAUAACGUGGUAUUGGGGAAUAAUUGCGUCGCGUUCAUGUUCGAUGAAAUUCGAUACGAGCUCGACGGUGUGGAGAUUGAUCACUGCAGAAACGUAGGAAUAACCAGCACGUUCCAGAACUACGUUACGGUAUCGUCCGACAGAAACGUGAUCCUGCGAAACGCGGGCUGGGAACCACAUAAUAACGUGAACGGAUACUUCAAUUUCUGCGUACCGCUCAACCUGUUACUGGGAUUUUGCGAGGAUUACAAACGCGUGAUACAAUGGCGAAUGCCUCAUGUGGUAUUGAACGAGAUCAAAAAGCUGUCAAUGCUGCGCGCCUUGGAAGACGGACGAUAUCUAAGUAUGGAUUUCCGUUCGUGGGAUCUGUACGAGUAUCCUCUGUUGCAGAACACGACGAAGCACUCGUGGGCCAUUAAGACCGCGACUCAGCUCGAGAAACCGCGAUACGUCGUUUUCGCUCUGCAGACGGGUCGGAAGAACGUCAUGGCCGCCGACACAAGCCGAUUCGACGACUGCAACUUGACCAACGUAAAACUGUAUCUAAACUCGGAAGUUUAUCCGUACGAUGACCUGAAUUUGGACUUUGGCAAACACAGAUAA
Messenger RNA from Temnothorax curvispinosus, 735 nucleotides. RefSeq lists its product as uncharacterized. The coding region runs from base 1 to 735 and encodes 244 amino acids. The record is from RefSeq and is a predicted model, not a curated record. The transcript has 3 exons. Lineage: Eukaryota; Metazoa; Arthropoda; Insecta; Hymenoptera; Formicidae.